CAAUUCGGGUUUUCACGAAGAUUCUGCGUGUGAGCUGGGUUGAUUAGCUCGAAUUGAUCGCCUCUGGGUGCUAUAAGUUCUUCGCUCUCCGCUGCUACUCCCGUGCCACGUUCAGAAGCAUCAUUUGCCACGCGAUCCAUCCAGCUUUCCUGUGCAAUCGUCUGCUUCUGCUUCCGCUUCCCGACUUCCAAGCCGCCGCUGCCGCUGCUGUCCACUCCCGAUUCGAAUUCAGCUGCGCUUCGGUUGUUUCAAGCUCUCACCAGCUCAGAAUUAUGGCCAGCGAGAAGGUCGAUGAAGUUCCCAGCGUCGUCCCCGCCGUCGACGAGCCCAAGGAGGCUGUUGAGGAGAAAUUGGCUGAUCUGAAGAUCGCCCCAGAGGAGACCCCCGCCGCAGAAGAGAAGACCGAGGAGAAGUUCGAGGACACCAAGGACACAGAGCCAGAGGCGGAGCCAGAGAAGGCGGCGCCCGAGACGACGGUGGUGGAGACUGUGGACACACAAACGGGAGCUGAUGACGGCGUCACAGAGCCUGCGACUCGGGAGGUGCCCACCGAGGUUGUACACGAGACCGUAGAGGAUCCGGCGAAGCCCACACUGAAGGAGAAGCUGAGCGCCAUCUUCCACCCCAGCGCCUAGAGAGAGAGACCAGACCAUGUACCAAUGCUUUGGGUCCAAUUCACGAGGCUGCAGAGAAGAAAUGUUCCACUUAAGAUUUUGACUGUUGUAUUAUUUCAACCAUGCGUAUUUUAGCGGAGGGUACAAAGUAAGCUAGGGGGGAUGGGGAGGAAUAUCGGCUGCCAAAGAGUUUGGAGAGGGUAUUGGAUCAUGACUGACGAAUUGAAGUCGAUGACAUGGUGGAGCUGGAUGGAGUGAGUGAGUGAGUGAGAUGACAAGAAGACGGCACCAGCGAGGAAUGUUUCUCUGUCAUGAGCCGUAGUCUGCAUGAUCUGACGGUAGAUUUUCGUGGUCCACGCGAGCUGACUCCUGGCCCAACUUUGCUGCUUAGACUGAUUGAUCAGCAUGUUUUAUCACAUUUCAGAUGCGUGACAAAACUACAAAAAGUCAAUAAGUAUCCCAAAAUUUUCGGCAGACAUAUGUCCGUAGGGACACGAGAAGAGCUAAGCCCUGGUAGCCUACUGUUUUGGGUUUGUAAUAAUAAUAUCGACCUCGGCUAACAACCAGAGUCAUAUCUGUGUGACAGGAACCAUUUUGUAAUAUAGUGGGUGUUGUAUUUGGCUUAGUUGUUGAAGACUUACGAUAUGUACAUUCUUCAAUAAAAUUCAUUCUUUUCUUGUAGA
Molecule: messenger RNA, 1297 nt
Organism: Marchantia polymorpha subsp. ruderalis
Lineage: Eukaryota; Viridiplantae; Streptophyta; Marchantiopsida; Marchantiales; Marchantiaceae
Source: the annotation of a GenBank genome assembly